Lentinula edodes (shiitake mushroom) is the source of this 763-nucleotide messenger RNA. RefSeq lists its product as uncharacterized. The record is from RefSeq and is a predicted model, not a curated record. NCBI's taxonomy places the organism in Eukaryota, Fungi, Basidiomycota, Agaricomycetes, Agaricales, Omphalotaceae. The transcript is spliced from 4 exons. Bases 247 to 570 code for a protein of 107 amino acids.
CGGCGUAGAGACGACGUGAUAAAAUAUUACGUCAUUGCAAUUGCAUUUUAGCUUUCCAAAGCUUUCCCCCAGUUCCCCUCCAUCUCCACCGAUGAUUCGCACCGCGAAUGAUUCCGAGUCUUCUAUUCUCUCUCAAUACCUCGCCUAUCCUUUCGAUUCGGAUGCGAAUUUCAAGGUCUAUCUGACAUAGUGUCUCUCGCUGGCACUAAUCGCUCCACGGAUGUACCGGAGGACACUAUUCGUUCCAUGCGCGUGUUUUACUUCAAUCGCUUACUGGGUCAUUCCUUGUCUGUAGCCGAAGUCCAAGCGUAUGAACAAAGCAAGAAUUCAACGAGGGACAUUUCUACCUCAGCUCAAGCUUCAACCUCUCAUAUUGGUGUCGAAGCCAACGAUGCCGAACCGCUUUCAUUCGCACAAAUUCAGGCUUUGAUUGAGGCAGGAAGAAUGGAUGAAAUUCCGAAUAACAAAACUAUAUGCACGGAUCUGAACGCCGCAUCUCUAACUAGUAGUCCCACUGCCCCGCCUAGGAAAAAACCAUGGGAGAACGAGGUCGACCUCUCUCCAUCGUAAGGAUGUGUUUACUAAGGAAAGCGGGAAACCAGAGGAAACCUAAAUAAGUGUUCUAAGCGCCAAUCAGCCUACCAGAAUGGGUCAUUUUUAUCUAUUUACUGACAAUAGUUUAUGCCUGAAGUGUAUCGCACCAGCCAUCGCUAGAUGUAUAACUAUAGUUGUACUUACACAAUUUUCAUAUGAAGCAAACGAU